AUGGUGACUGAUUGGCAGCAGCUGCCGCCGCUGCCCCCUCCCUGUGUAAAAUGGAAGCGGUUCCACCUGCUGGCAGCCUUUUUGUUGAAAGCAAUUGGGGAAAAUACGUGCAGUGAGUGUCUGAGCAACUGUGACUUGCAGAUCCAUCUUGAACAGCUUGGAUUUUCUCCUGGUCCCAUACUACCUUCUACCAGAAAACUAUAUGAAAAGAAACUGGUGCAGUUGCUGGUCUUACCUCCUAAUGGAUGACCUGUGGUGAAGGAACUCAGAAAGCUGUGUAGCACUCAGGAUAACAUGGAAGAACUUAAUAUCAUUUUGAAAGGAAAUAUCACACUCACCACAGGAAAAGAAAAAGACAAGGAAUCCAAAAAACCAGCCAACGGUGUGUCCCAGACGGGUGCCAUCCAUACGCAAGACUCGUGGGCGGUGGCCAAGGGCAUUGAGGAGAAGUUUUCAUGGGGCCUGGGGCUCGCGGUCCUUGGCAUUUUCAUCAUCGUCGUAUUUGUCUACAUAACUGUUGAAAACAGGCCAGUCUUGGCUUAG
Molecule: messenger RNA, 543 nt
Organism: Dipodomys spectabilis (banner-tailed kangaroo rat)
Lineage: Eukaryota; Metazoa; Chordata; Mammalia; Rodentia; Heteromyidae
Gene: Lemd1
Product: LEM domain containing 1
Exons: 7
Source: RefSeq, a predicted model, not a curated record